Acanthochromis polyacanthus (spiny chromis) is the source of this 2542-nucleotide messenger RNA. It is a transcript of the gene slc15a1a, whose product is annotated as solute carrier family 15 member 1a. Gene Ontology annotation, molecular function: dipeptide transmembrane transporter activity. NCBI's taxonomy places the organism in Eukaryota, Metazoa, Chordata, Actinopteri, Pomacentridae. Gene Ontology annotation, biological process: oligopeptide transport; transmembrane transport. The transcript is spliced from 22 exons. The record is from RefSeq and is a predicted model, not a curated record. The coding region runs from base 25 to 2178 and encodes 717 amino acids. Gene Ontology annotation, cellular component: membrane.
AAAAAGGAUCCCGAACAGAAGAAGAUGAACAAAGGAACGAGCAAAGAGGUGUUUGGCUACCCGAUUAGCAUCUUUUUCAUCAUUGUCAAUGAGUUCUGCGAGAGGUUCUCCUACUAUGGAAUGCGAGCCGUGCUGGUGCUGUACUUUACGAACUUCUUCCACUGGGAUGAUGACUUGGCCACCUCCGUCUACCACGCUUUUGUGGCUCUCUGCUACCUGACACCCAUCCUCGGGGCCACUGUGGCCGACUCCUGGUUGGGAAAGUACAAGACUAUCAUCUACCUGUCCAUUGUCUAUGCCAUCGGCCAGGUUGCGAUGGCAGUCAGUGCGAUCCAUGACAUCACUGACACGGAUGGAGAUGGGACACCAAACAACAUGACCUUUCAUAUAGCAAUGUCCAUGGUGGGUCUGGUCCUCAUCGCUCUGGGCACCGGCGGCAUCAAACCUUGUGUUUCUGCCUUUGGGGGAGACCAAUUUGGUGAUCACCAGGACAAGCAAAGGAGAACUUUCUUCUCUGUAUUCUACCUGUGCAUCAACGGUGGGAGUCUCCUGUCAACCAUUAUCACUCCCAUCCUCAGAGCUCAGGAGUGUGGCAUCAAGAGCAAGGAAAGCUGUUAUUCUCUGGCCUUCGGUGUCCCUGCAGCACUAAUGGUGGUUUCACUCUUGGUGUUUAUUGUUGGGAGUGGUUUGUACUACAAAGAUGAACCACAGGGAAACAUCAUGGUGGAUGUGUGUAAAUGUAUUGGGUUUGCCAUUAAAAACCGCUACAGGCACAGAAGCAAACAAUACCCAAAGAGGCAGCACUGGAUGGACUGGGCUGACGAAAAAUAUGAUAAACUCCUCAUCGCCCAGAUCAAAAUGGUGCUGAGGGUCCUCUUUUUAUACAUCCCACUGCCGAUGUUCUGGACCCUCUUUGACCAAAAGGGAUCGAGAUGGACUCUGCAAGCCACCACAAUGGAUGGAAAUUUUGGUGCUCUGAUUGUCCAGCCUGAUCAGAUGCAGACUGUUAACCCCAUCCUGAUCCUGACUCUGGUGCCUAUUAUGGACUUCUGUAUAUACCCUCUGAUCAAAAAAUGUGGCCUGGACUUUACACCUUUGAAGAGAAUGACAGUGGGGAUGUUUAUGGCUUCUAUAGCUUUUGUCUGUGCUGCUGUGGUCCAGCUUGAAAUUGAUAAAACAUUGCCCAACUUUCCAUCCACCACCCAGGGUCAACUGAAAUUACUGAACAUGGGCAAUAAUCCAGUUACAGUCAGGUUGCCUGGCAAUGAGCCACAGGACCUUCCUGCAAAUACAGCCAGUCUCGAUUACUUCACGUUUGAAUCAGAACAAAUCAAUGUUUCAAUAAGCAGCCCUGAAGUGACAAGAAAUAUUUCCUUGUCCAUGGGAGAGCGGCAAACACUUCUUAUUCCCUCAGACCUCACUGACGAAUGGCUGCAGACUGAGGAUUUGACUUCCAAGCCAAAACAGGGACAAAAUGCAGUCCGAUUUGUAAAUGGAAUGAACACAGUGGUGAACGUAUCUACUCCAUCUGUCUACUUUGGACUAAUAGAACCACUUUAUUAUACCAACUACUCCCUGAUCAAAAAUGGAGAGCACACAUUCACUCUGUGGAAUGACGCACAAAAAUGUGACUUCACCAUGACGUUUAGAUUCGGAAGCGCAUAUACCUUCUUCAUCAACAGCAAUUUGUUCUCAGAUUGUCUGAAGUCUAUCACUCCAAUACAAGACAUGCAACCAAACUCAGUUAGCCUGGCCCUCCAGAUCCCACAGUACUUCUUCAUAACUGCAGGUGAAGUGAUGUUUUCCGUCACUGGUCUGGCGUUCUCUUAUGCACAGGCACCCAGUAACAUGAAAGCGGUGCUGCAGGCAGGUUGGUUGUUAACCAAUGCUGUUGGCAACAUUAUUGUUCUGAUUGUGGCUGAGGUGGCAAAGCUUCCAGAGCAGUGGACCGAGUUCGUCCUCUUCGCCUGUCUCUUGAUUGCAGUGUGCUUUAUCUUCUCCUUUAUGGCGUAUUUCUACACCUACAUUGACCCUGCGGAAAUUGAGGCCCAGUUCAAGAAGAAGGAUGAUGAUGAUGACGAGGAUGACAAAAGCAAGAGAAAGAGGGCAGAGGUGGAGAUGGUCAAGAGACGCUCAGUAAACAGUCACGAUGAAGAGGCUAAACAAACCAGAAUAUGAGCAAUCAAAAAGAAGCAGAUUAGAUACCCAUACUGCACUUUUAUGCAGUUUGACAUCCACACAUAAGGGAAAAUGAAAUGUACAUGAGCGAGAGCGAGAGAGAGAGAGAUAUUGUUAUUACUGUUGUUUUUGCUGAUUGUUGUAAAUAAUUGUUAAUAUUGUUAUUUGCUUUGGCAAUGUUGUUGACAUACAAUCGUGCCAAUAAAGCUUAUUGAAAUUGAAAAAAAAAUUCAGAGAGAGAGAGAGAGUGCGUGUGCGAUGAAUGUUUUAUAUUUUAAUGGCAAAAUGACUAUCAAAAGCAAGUCCUUUCACUUUAUAUUUCCAUAUAACACAUCAUUUUAAUGUUAACUUAUGUAGUAUUGUA